This is a messenger RNA of Magnolia sinica, 1657 nucleotides long. Its product is annotated as protein FAR1-RELATED SEQUENCE 5-like. The record is from RefSeq and is a predicted model, not a curated record. Lineage: Eukaryota; Viridiplantae; Streptophyta; Magnoliopsida; Magnoliales; Magnoliaceae. Gene Ontology annotation, molecular function: zinc ion binding. Gene Ontology annotation, biological process: regulation of DNA-templated transcription. Bases 6 to 1583 code for a protein of 525 amino acids. The transcript has 3 exons.
GGCAUAUGUUUCCAAAUGAGUGCAAACACCUAAGUCAUUUAUUUAAUUCUUUUGAAUCUUUUGGCAAUGAUUUUAGUAAAUGUGUCUAUGAUUUUGAUGAUGAGGGUGAAUUCCACCAUGCAUGGGAAACAAUGAUUCAGAAAUAUGAUCUUACAAAUAAUACAUGGUUGCAACAAUUAUUCAAUGAAAAAGAGAAGUGGGCAUUAGUGUGUGGAAAAAAAGUAUUUUGUGCUGAUAUGAAAAGCACACAACGUUGUGAAAGUUUGAACAAGGAUUUGAAGAGAUACUUACAUCCAGGGCAAAAUAUUCUCAGAUUUUUUGAACACUUCGAACGAUUGGUGGAUGAUAGAAGGAACGCUGAAUUAGAAGCAAAUUUCAAAAUGACUCAAAGUUCACCCAUUGUGUUGUUUCCUAUUAAUAUUUUGGAGCAUGCAGCUAGUGUCUACAUGACAACCAUUUUAAAAUUAUUCCAGUCUGAGUAUACCAACAGUCUUGGUCAAACUGUUGAAAAACUAGAAGAGUCUGGGAUGGUGAUUAAAUACCAAGUACGUAAAAGUAAAAAGCAUAGACUCCACAUCGUUACCGUGAACUCAACGGAUGAGUUUUUUGAAUGCAGUUGCAGAAAGUUUGAAUUUAUGGGUAUUUUAUAUUCCCAUAUAUUAAAAGCAACAAAUCAUACCCUCACAAGACUGCCAUCGAAAUACAUCUUAAAGAGGUGGACCAGAGAAGCUGCUUCAUAUUCCUUUCCUUCGGUUGUUAGAGGAUGUGGCUUGGAUGGAGACUUUAAGAAACUACUGUCUCAUCGUUAUAACAGCUUGAUUUCCAACUUUGUUAAGUUGUCAUCAAUGGGUUGUGAAAGUGAAGAGUCAUUUCAAUGUGUUACUAAAUAUUCUGAGUUGAUGCAUCAGGAAUUGCAAAAAAUAUUUAAAGAAAAAGCAAAAUUAAAAGGACCAUCAUCCAUUGAAGAUUGUUGCAAUAAUAAUGAGAGUUAUAAACAGGAUGAUUGUGUAAUUUUAAAUGUUGACAAUGCACAGUUGAAAGACAAAAUCAUUGAAAUAAAAAAAGAAGCUCAUGAAACAAGAAUGGGGAAUCUCAAUGACUUUAACAAAGAAGAUCGUGGAAUUAAAAGAAAAGGAGCUGAAAUUGUUGAAGGUAAAGAAGAAGCUUAUAAAAUCAAGAGAAAGGAGCAAUGUCAUGGUAGACCUAGAUUUAAGAAUUGUUUGGAAAAGGAAAAAACAAAGAAACGCCAAAAGAAAGUGCAGAAAAGUGAACCAAUGCUAUACCCUACUAUUGAAGAUCUCAGAGAUGCGUCAAAUCCAAUCCAUCAUCAUACAUGUCUCACACAGGGAUACAAUUGUGUUUGUUUGGAUCCCGUAACUACGUACUUUCAAUCAGGGUUAUCUCAUUCCGUCGUUCAACCACAUCAAGCCGUCCAGGGCCAUCUCCAACCCUCGAUUCACUUUCCUAAUAAUUUAAGUUUCACUCAAUUACUUAAGAAUACUACAAAUUACGCAGCAUUCCGACAUCCUGUCGCAGGUUGUAGUAGUUCAAUAAUUGGAAAAGAAGGACAACAAUCCUCGUGACUUAUGAAUGUUCUACGACAAAUUUAUUAUCUAAAUGUCAUUGAUUUUCUACUCCUACUAUCACAAAUGUUUGC